UGCGCGGCCGGGCCUCUCGCAGCAGCGCCCGGAGGUCCCGGAUCUGUCUCUUGCUUCAACAGUGUUUGGACGGAACAGACCCAGGGACGCCGUUCUUCCAGCCUCCGGCCACUCUCCUGCGUCUCAUCCAGUCACCACCGUCAGCGCCACCUCCGGGACCAGCCGACACACCGGUUUUUUGGUGGUUUUGGUUUUUUUUUUCUACCUGAAAGCCUCAUUACUGAACAACCAUGAGCUCCCAAAUUCGUCAGAAUUAUUCCGCCGACGUGGAGGCUUCGGUCAACCGCCUCAUCAACCUGUACCUGAAGGCCUCCUACAACUACCUCGGGCUGGGCUACUAUUUCGACCGCGACGAUGUGGCCCUGGAGGGCGUGGGCCACUUCUUCCGCGAGUUGGCGGAGAAGAAGCGGGAGGGCGCGGAGCGUUUGCUCAAGUUGCAGAACCAGCGAGGCGGCCGCGUUCUCUACCAGGACGUGCAGAAACCGCCCCAGGAUGACUGGUCCAAAACUCUGGACGCCAUGGAAUCCGCCCUGGCCUUGGAGAAGAGCCUGAACCAGGCCCUUCUGGAGCUGCACGCUCUGGCUUCCUCCCGCGCAGACCCUCACGUCUGCGACUUCCUGGAGAACCACUUCCUGGACGAGGAGGUGAAACUGAUCAAGAAGAUGGGCGACCACCUGACCAACAUCCGCAGGCUGGCCGGCCCCCAGGCCGGGCUGGGCGAGUACCUCUUCGAAAGGCUCACCCUCAAGCACGACGACUAGGAGCCUUUGGUGCCCAGAAGCCUUUCAGCGGCCCCCGCCCCCUCUGUCUCUGGCUUUCGCCUGAGCCUCUUCCCGAAACUACUAGCCAUUCCUUUAUCCACCCCGGAGCCCUCUCCCCGGCACGGGACCAAAUGAAACAAUAAAGCUUUUUGCAGCAGUU
Messenger RNA from Pipistrellus kuhlii (Kuhl's pipistrelle), 921 nucleotides. It is a transcript of the gene FTL, whose product is annotated as ferritin light chain. The record is from RefSeq and is a predicted model, not a curated record. Gene Ontology annotation, molecular function: ferric iron binding; ferrous iron binding. The transcript is spliced from 4 exons. Bases 231 to 761 code for a protein of 176 amino acids. Gene Ontology annotation, biological process: iron ion transport; intracellular iron ion homeostasis. Lineage: Eukaryota; Metazoa; Chordata; Mammalia; Chiroptera; Vespertilionidae. Gene Ontology annotation, cellular component: cytoplasm.